CUCUCUCUAACCCACAAUCCUCCCAACCUAUCUCUCUCUCUCUCUAACCCAAGGUCUCUCUCUCUCUAAACCCUUGGCUCUAAGACCCACACAUGUGCACAGACCUUCGUGCUUGGGUUGGGUGAACCCUUGGGCUCUCUCUCUAAAUCUCUCUCUCUCUCUAAGUUUCGAUUUCGGAUUUUGGCAGAGGCUGUUACAAAGUACAGCAAGCUACAAAAAAAAAUUCCAGCUAGAGAGAGAAGCAAGCGCGCGAACCCAACCGUAACUGCCACUCGCAAAUGCUCUCUCUCCCUCCCUCUUCUCCCUUUUAGAGAGAGAAACCUUCAUUUUUUAGGGUGGGAAAAUCAAAUCUCCCCUUAUUCCGGGAAACUGUUAUUGGUGGUUACUCUGGUUCGAGUUCCGGCAGCUGCUGUCUCUUUCUCUAGUUUUAGAGAGAGAAAGACUCGUCUGUUAGAGUUUCUCUCUCCCUUUCUUGUAGAGAGAGAAAAUCCGGUUGGUUUAUAAAUGGCUGGUUGGUCCAUUUGGGACCAUGGUGCGGUUCCUGUUUCAGGGAAGCGUUUUCGUGGGCCUAUUCAGGAACACAGAGAAAACCCAGAGACAAGAAUUAACUUCACUGGUUUAUUUAACCACAUUUUGCAUUCAUGCUCAGAGAGACAGAGACCCCCAAUCUCUGGUUUUCAUGGAAAUGAGAGCUUUCCAUCUCAGAAUGGAUAUGUUAACACUAUAUAUGAGAUAGAAUCAGGUGUUUUAGGGCAUUUGACCCCUGAUAUUGGGAACCCAUUUCCAUUUUCUAGCGAGACAAAACAUGGGUCUUCAUCAAACGCUGGUGCUCUUAACCCAUUCUCUAGUGAGAGAAAGCUUGAAUCACCAUUGGAUAACUAUUUAUCGAACCCCUGUUCUAGUGAGAUAAACUGUGAGUCGUUGAUGAAAACUCGUUCAAGUGGGAGAAAGCGAGAAGCACAAUUGAGUUCUGAUUCUCCAAACCCGUUUUCUAGUGAGAGAAACCAAGAAUCGACUUUGAAUUUAAUUCAUUGGCUGAGAAAAGUUGCAGAGAAUCCCUGUGACCCUUCAUCGGAUCAAAAACAAGGAUGGUAUGGAGAAUUAUUGGCUCAAAACUUGAGGGCUCGAGAGGCAUUAUUUCUCAACAUUCAGAAUGCUUCUUGUGUAGAAGAAUAUCCUUAUCAGAAAAAGGCAGCGAAAUCAAGCAGGCGUGCCAUCCCACCAUCCACCAGAAGCCAACGUGAUUAUCUCUCUCAACCUUCUUCCUUACUUUCUUCAACUAAACCCGACCAACCUAACCAAUCAGUUCAAAGAUCACAGAGGCUCAUGACUUACCUAAAAAUCAACAGCGACAAGCCUAGGAAGCGUGUCCCUGUGGACCCAUUCUUCCAAGCUGACGUGCCCGAAUGGACCGAGCCAUCUCGGAAACGGGCACGUUCAACUAAUGAACAGAACACACUUGAUGACUCGAGGUGGUUGGGUACUCGAGUUUGGCCCAUAGAAGGCUUAAACUUAACUAUAGAUCAAGGUUUGAUUGGAAAAGGUCGACCUGAUAGAUGCUCGUGCACUCAGCCCGGAUCAGUUCAGUGCGCUCGGGUUCAUGUGGCUGAGUCAAGGCAAAGGCUAAGGAGCGAGUUGGGUCCAGCCUUUGACAAAUGGGGCUUUAAUGAUAUGGGUGAGGAGGUCGCAAUGAAUUGGACCCUUAAAGACGAGCAAAGCUUCACCAGCCUCGUGAGGCUUAACCCAAUUUCUAAGAAAAAGAGGUUUUGGAUGCCUCUGGUCAUGAGAUUUUAUGAUAAGACUAAAGAGAGCCUGGUUAGCUACUACUUCAAUGUAUUUGUUUUGAGGAGGAUGAGCUUUCAAACUAGAAUGGCCUAUGGAAAAGUUGACAGUGAUGAUGAUGAAGGUGGAGUUAGAGACUUACAGAGGGCAAUUUUGUCGGAGUCUUAUGUGCAGAGAGGGGUGCCUUAGAUUUGGGUUCAGUAAAAUGGGGUGGUGUAACUAAAUUUUAGCUUGAAACUACAGUUUGUGCCAGAGAGAAGGUGUUUCUGGACUUGGUGGAUGGCAGAAUUGGUGUUUUAUGGGAAACGUUAGUUGGACCUGAUUAGCUUUCGAUCCAAACAGGUGUCCUGAGAAGUGACAGUGUCUAAUCUCAGUGACCUGAGAGGUUGCACUUGCAGUGUCAAAUCUCGGAUCUCUCUCUCUCUCUCUCUCUCUCUCUCUCUCUCAGUUUGUCGUUGCAUUUUGAAUAGAGGAAGUUCUUGGGAAUCAGUGGCUCGUUUUAGAGACAUGAAAAGACAUUAUAGCUUGUAGAUCGAGAUAGGUGUACUUGGUUCCUGUUGUUUUAAGCUUCUGUUUACAUAUUUUGGAGGUACAGGGUGAAUUCACUUUUUCAUUCUUUUCUAUCUUUUAAGACAUUGGUGAGCCCUUCAUAUUGUAGAAAGAGAAACUGAGGCAAAUGAAGGAGAAACGUUGUUGUAGCCA
Molecule: messenger RNA, 2484 nt
Organism: Amborella trichopoda
Lineage: Eukaryota; Viridiplantae; Streptophyta; Magnoliopsida; Amborellales; Amborellaceae
Source: RefSeq, a predicted model, not a curated record